Molecule: messenger RNA, 1587 nt
Organism: Caenorhabditis bovis
Lineage: Eukaryota; Metazoa; Nematoda; Chromadorea; Rhabditida; Rhabditidae
Source: the annotation of a GenBank genome assembly
AUGAAGAAGAUAUGUGCAUAUGUCCAGCAGGACGAUCUUUUUAUUGGCAGUUUGACGGUCGAGGAACAUUUAUGGUUCAUGGCGAAACUACGAAUGGGGCGAAAAUAUUCGAAAAGGGAUAUGAAAAAACGAGUGAAUGAAGUUAUGAAUGAUUUAGGACUGAAGAACAGUGCAAAUACUAUAAUCGGUACGCGGACUAGGAAAGGUCUUUCGGGAGGUGAGAAGAAGAGGUUAGCUUUCGCUAGUGAGAUUCUUACUAGUCCGCCUAUUCUGAUUUGCGAUGAGCCAACAUCUGGAUUGGAUGCCUAUUUAGCGUAUCAAGUGAUUUGUGUUCUCAAAGAAUUGGCACGAAACAAGGGAAUGACGAUUUUACUAACCGUUCAUCAGCCAUCGUCUCAGGUUUUUCAGCUUUUCGACAGCGUUUACAUUAUGUGCCAAGGCCGUGUUGCUUUUUGUGGACCGCCGUCAGAAGCGGAAGAAAUGUGGGCAUCAGUGGGUCUUCCUGUUCCAUUAAACUUUAACCCUUGCGACCAUUACCUGGCGACACUUUCUAGCAAUGAAGACAAUAGUAAAGAUAGUAUUAGACAGAAGGAUCAAAUUCGGAUGAUUUGUUCGGCGUUUGAAAAAUCCGACCAAGGGAAAAAUUUGAUGAAAGAAGCCACGAUGAGAGAUUCUGAAGACGAGAGCGAUUCGAGCAGCGAAGACUGGAGGCGGCGCUACGACACAUUUCAGGAGAAUAAAUUCAAUGCGACCUUCUUGCAGCAGAUUUCUGUUCUAACAUGGAGAGCAACGAAGACGGUUAUUCGAGAGCCGACACUAUUAAAAGUUCAAUUGUUUCAAAGUAUUAUUAUCGCCGUACUUACUGGAUUAAUCUACACUAACAAUCAAUCGGUUGAUCAAAAGAAUAUAAUGAAUAUUAACGGAGCGCUUUAUCAAAUGGUGACGAACAUGGCUUUUAUGUUCCAAUUCAGUGUCGUUCAUCAUUUUUGCCUCGAAAUUAACACAUUCUACCGCGAAUCUGGAUCGGGCCUUUAUCGUGUCAGCGCCUACUUCAUCGCCAAAAACAUUGCCGAGAUGCCUUCAUAUGCAUUGUCGGCAAUUAUUUUCACUUCGAUCUUGUAUUGGAUGUCAGGACUCGCAGCUGCUCUUGACGCGUUCGCGAUAUAUGUUCUCGUCGGAUUCCUUAUUCAGAAUAUUGCGAUAUCCAUUGGCUAUUUCUUCAGCUGCGCGUUCGGGACAAUCAAUCUUGCUGUCGCCGUUAUGCCAAUUUUUGUUGUUCCAAUGAUGGCGUUUGGAGGAUUCUUCAUCAAUCAAGAUUCUCUUCCAAUCUUUUUUGUCCCUUUGAAAUAUUUGUCGUACUUUGGAUAUGCUUAUGAAGUUGUCGCUAUCAACCAAUGGACACGCGUUGAGGAAAUUUCAGGAUGUCUAAGUGCAAAUUGUCCACGUAAUGGAACGGAUGUUUUGGAAAAAAUGAGCUUCUCCGAAUCUCACUUUCUUAUGGAUAUCGUAAUAAUGAUUGCGAUGAUUUUCGCUUUCCGACUAUUUGCAUUUAUUGCCUUGAUGGCUCGAGCCAAAUCCCGAAAUUAA